Arabidopsis thaliana (thale cress) is the source of this 2338-nucleotide messenger RNA. It is a transcript of the gene CYP72A15, whose product is annotated as cytochrome P450, family 72, subfamily A, polypeptide 15. The transcript has 5 exons. NCBI's taxonomy places the organism in Eukaryota, Viridiplantae, Streptophyta, Magnoliopsida, Brassicales, Brassicaceae. Gene Ontology annotation, cellular component: membrane. The record is from RefSeq and is marked reviewed. Gene Ontology annotation, molecular function: monooxygenase activity; iron ion binding; heme binding. The coding region runs from base 134 to 1777 and encodes 547 amino acids.
CUCCUAUUUUGUCUACUUUUUUUUACAGAAGUCCAAAUUUGGUUCUUGCGCCUUCGUGGCACGCAAAAUAUCGAUUACUUCAAAAGAAUUAUAUCAACACAAACACUAUAAAGUAUAUAAGACAUCAUCGGUGAUGUCAUCACCACAUCCAUAUCUUUUCCAAAGUUUUCAACCUUUUAUUCCCCGAAAUUUUUUAGCAAAUUCUCUACCUCUAUCUCUCUCUUCUCUGGGAGGAAAAAUGGAGAUAUCGGUUGCAUCGGUAACAAUAUCAGUAGUUCUAGCUGUUGUGUCAUGGUGGAUAUGGAGAACUUUACAGUGGGUUUGGUUUAAGCCAAAGAUGCUUGAGCAUUACCUGAGAAGACAAGGUCUUGCCGGAACACCUUACACGCCUCUAGUCGGCGAUUUGAAGAAGAAUUUCACCAUGUUGUCGGAGGCAAGGUCCAAACCCCUCAAACUAACGGAUGACAUCUCACCUCGUGUCGUGCCUUAUCCCUUGCAAAUGUUCAAGACUUACGGAAGGACUUACUUUACAUGGUUUGGACCUAUCCCAACCAUCACAAUAAUGGAUCCUGAGCAAAUCAAGGAAGUGUUCAACAAAGUUUAUGAUUUCCAAAAGCCGCAUACAUUUCCUUUGGCCACAAUUAUAGCUAAAGGACUCGCUAAUUAUGAUGGUGAUAAAUGGGCAAAACACCGAAGAAUCAUCAACCCGGCUUUUCAUAUAGAGAAGAUCAAGAAUAUGGUACCUGCGUUCCACCAGAGCUGUAGGGAAGUUGUUGGCGAAUGGGAUCAGUUAGUAUCGGAUAAAGGGUCGUCAUGUGAGGUAGACGUUUGGCCUGGGCUUGUGAGUAUGACUGCAGAUGUGAUCUCUCGUACUGCAUUUGGCAGCAGCUACAAAGAAGGGCAGAGGAUAUUUGAGCUCCAAGCAGAACUAGCACAGCUCAUCAUUCAAGCUUUUAGGAAAGCUUUCAUCCCUGGAUAUAGUUAUCUCCCAACAAAAAGUAACAGAAGAAUGAAAGCAGCAGCCAGAGAAAUCCAAGUUAUACUAAGAGGGAUCGUAAACAAAAGGUUAAGGGCCAGAGAAGCUGGUGAAGCACCAAGCGACGAUUUGCUGGGAAUACUUCUUGAAUCGAAUUUGAGGCAAACGGAAGGAAACGGAAUGAGUACCGAGGAUCUGAUGGAGGAGUGCAAGUUGUUCUAUUUCGCCGGGCAAGAGACAACAUCAGUACUUCUGGUUUGGACAAUGGUGCUGUUAAGCCAACACCAAGAUUGGCAGGCUCGUGCACGAGAAGAAGUGAAGCAAGUGUUUGGCGAUAAAGAACCUGAUGCAGAAGGACUCAACCAGCUCAAAGUUAUGACGAUGAUAUUAUAUGAGGUCCUUAGGCUAUAUCCUCCAGUAACCCAGCUGACUCGAGCCAUUCACAAAGAGCUGAAGCUAGGCGAUCUGACCCUACCAGGCGGUGUUCAGAUCAGUCUACCUAUUCUGCUAGUCCAACACGACAUCGAGCUGUGGGGAAACGACGCAGCAGAGUUCAAUCCUGACAGAUUUAAAGAUGGUCUUUCAAAGGCAACAAAGAGCCAAGUCUCCUUCUUUCCCUUUGCGUGGGGACCGAGGAUAUGCAUAGGCCAGAACUUUGCCCUGUUAGAGGCAAAAAUGGCAAUGGCAUUGAUUCUGCGGAGGUUCUCGUUUGAGAUUUCUCCUUCCUAUGUUCACGCACCAUACACAGUCAUCACCAUUCACCCACAGUUCGGUGCUCAGCUUAUCAUGCACAAGCUCUAAUCAGACAACACAUUUGUGUUGUUGUCAAAUAUACAAUAAACUUGUUAUACAGAGAUGAAUCGAGAUAGAUCAUAAUACAAAACUCAAAUCUUUCCUUUUAUGUUCAAAUCAGCACUCGUGUCACACAGAUUAUAACCCUUGAAGCAGUGAUUCCCAAGGAACAAAUCUCUGUUGUGAAACUAAAACCCAAGAUAAAAGGAUCGAAAUUUACGACUCGCCCAGUAUUUGUUCUUCAUAAGCCAUAACCAAACAUGCAAUGCCAAUCAGACGAGUCGAUUACCUUUUGAAAUUGUGCUCAACAGUGCUCGCCUAAAAUCUUAGAAUCUCUUGAAAUUUUGAAACAGAGCACCAAUAGAAAAAUCGAUAACAACAUUGGAGAUUCCCCAAAAUCAUCGCUUCAGAACGCCCUACGGUUUGACUCGCUAAACCCCCACCCUCCGGAACCCUAAUUUCAGAGAACAAAUCGAGAGAUCAACGGCGAGAUUCGCGACAAGGUUCUGACAGCGUUUAAGUUCGGACUGAACGACAACGCUGUUAAGUGUUCGACUGUUGGUUUUUACU